Menidia menidia (Atlantic silverside) is the source of this 3270-nucleotide messenger RNA. The record is from the annotation of a GenBank genome assembly. NCBI's taxonomy places the organism in Eukaryota, Metazoa, Chordata, Actinopteri, Atheriniformes, Atherinopsidae.
ACAGACUCCUCCUUGGGCAACACAACUCCUGAGAUCCCUCCCCCCAGCUGGAUGAGUCGCUCAUGUUUUUCCUGUCUGCAUUAGUUUCUUCUCAACCUGAUGACUGCAGCUGUUGGCAUUGUGUGGCGUGGGGCUCUGUGAUCUUUAAAUGUGUAUGGUUAUAUUUGCUCCGAUUUUUGCCAUUUGUGCAUUUGCAACAUGUGGAGGGUACUAUGGUCAUCUCCAGGUUAAAGUGGACUGUGCAGACAGGAGGCAGGGCAACCUCAGCAUCAACAUCGACUUUGGUUAUCCUUUCAGAUUACAGCAAGUGCACUUCAAGGCUCCUUUGUGUGAGACAAGGAGGGAAGAGGUUGUUUUCCUGGACGGUGACUUCUCCACUGCCGCUCAGUUUUUUGUGACGGUUGGAGUCUUUGCUUUUCUUUACUCACUGCUGGCAACGGUUGUCUACGUCUUUUACCAGAACAAGUACCGGAAGAACAACAGAGGGCCUCUUGUGGAUUUUGUUGUUACUGUCAUCUUUUCCCUCGUGUGGCUGGUCAGCAGUUGUUGUUGGGCAAAAGCUCUCUCCGAAAUCAAGACGGCUACAAACCCAACACAAGUGCUUCUUCUCAUCGCUGCCUGUAGAGCUCGGGAAAACAGAUGUGCAGCCACACAGGAGCCUCUCUGGUCUCGUCUUCAUACGUCAGCUGUUUUUGGUUUUGUUAAUCUUGUCCUCUGGUCUGGGAAUAUUUGGUUUGUCUUCAAAGAGACAGGUUGGUACAAGACUGGUCAGAGAUACCCGACUAGGAGCGCUUCUGGGAAACGUUCGAGUGAAAUGCGACAACGACUUUACAGCGAGAGCAGCUUCGACCAGCCAGAGGAAAGUUUUGGUCCCUAUAGAGGAGACAGUUUCAAUCAGCCAAGCGGGGAUUUCAGUAAACAGGUCCAGAGACAAGCCAGUAUUAAUCAGUCGCAAGUGAGAUUUAGCUUACCUCAAACAUAUCUUGGAAAAAAUGGUCUUAAUGAAAGAGAGAAUAACGUGGUAACUCAAGGACCCACGAUUUUUGUCAAUGAGAUGUAACUAGGUGUCAAAAUGUCCACAUCAUGUAUAUAGUCCACUUAAGUAUUGUACGUUCAAAAUGGUAAACCACAGAACACAAUUAAAACUAUUUAAACAACAACACAACACUACACUGAAAAAAAUGUAAGGCAGUUUGGUCACAGCAAUCUUCCAAAAUCAUCUGCAGGUUUCUGAGAUGAGAACAGUUCUAUUGCCUAUCAUUGAUUUAAAAAUUUGAACAGGCUCACAUUCAAAAUAGCACAUUCAUUAAAUAGGAGAGCGUAGUAAAUUAGAUCAUAUCACUUGUAUCAAUAAUUGCCUUGUGGUGGAACCGCAAAGAUUUACGUUUAACAUUUACAAUAUCUACAUAGAAACAUUUAAACAGGUUACUUAUACGGCAUAGCUGUUUGCUAACAUAUUACAGUAUAAACUAUUGGCUGUUUUUAUUUGACUGUAUUUUGGAGGCAUACAAAUUUGGAAUAUUUGAACAUCUGUUGCAUUUGUGAUAAACAAGUUUUUAAAUUGACCUGUAAUGUGAAUACUGAAACACUCAAGGUUUAUUCUUUUGAGCUGUCGUACUGAGUGAAGUAAAUCAUGUGAAAGUUAAAGAAUCAGGGAAGAAAAAUGAACCUGUGUGUGUGUUUUUUUUGACAGAUGUUCCAUUAUAGUUAACUCGUUUUGUGAUUAACAUUGUAUUUCACGAUAUUCUUAUUACUAUACAGUUUAAGUGUAUUUGAUUCUUUUUUACUAGUUAUCAAUAAUCUUGUGAUUAUUUGUGUCAACUGUGUCAACUUCUGCUUCAAAGCAUAACUCAUAGUAUAUAUAUAUAUACUAUGUUACUAUGGUACUAGCCAUGAGGAAAUUUAUGAAGAACUGAAAAAAAAUGUCAGAUCCUAUCACCAGAUGUCAAAGAUCUAUAUUGUUCGAUAUGUUAAACUGGCCUUUUUUGCUCCAUUUCUUUCAGCUUCAGUGGUUUGUGAUGUCUGUGCCAUUUUAAGUGAUCAUAAGUUCAAAUACAUUUUUUCAAAAUAAUCUUUACGAAAAGCUUAUGGUGAUUCAUGUAGCGUUUUUUAUUCUUUAUACCUCUUUUAAAAUCAGAAGAAACUGAGGCUAAAUUCAUCACUAUACCAAGGCACUGUAUGGGUUUAAAAAGCCUACAUUUCAGUCAGACCCUCGACAGUAUGAACAAAACAAACAAGUGGCUGAAUACAAAUGAGUGUGUUCACCUGGUAUGUUUCGUUUGGUUUUGUUUUCUUCUCACAGAUAGAUGUACGUCUCUUUACGUUGUCGAAAAAAAGUCUGGGAAGACUAUUGAAUCUUGUGGAGAUACCAACAUAUGUUAAAGGAAUUUUCUGUUUGUGUAUCAAGAUUAUCUCAACUGCAGACAAAGGACUGAUACCUAAUAAUAUCCCUUUCAUCCUGUUAAGGACGAUUAAAGUAAUACCUAGCGAAGCGUAAAACCACUUACAUGCUGACAAUCACAAACGGCUGUUUGAAAUCUAUCACUGAGGUCCAUCUGUCACUUUUGCUACCAGAAAAAGACUUGACUUGCAACAAGGGCUACAACAAGGGGUCAAUUGAUCAAUAAGUCUUCUUAUCCUUCAAGUAACUGUUACCAAUAUCUUUGACCCUUGUGGAGUCUAGUUUGCUGACAUAUCCUUUGAUUUCAUUGCCUCGCUGCAAAGUUUCCCAGUUGAGUUUCUAAAAUAUUUCACCCAAAAAGAUUUCAGACAAUGGAAAUGGUUUACAUUAACGUUGACACCAAACCUGACAAAUCAGUGAAGACAAAAUGGCAUAAGAAGUAGCAUGGACACAACAUGUCGGUCUUCAUGUGCCUGAAUCAUACCUUUUGAAGUCAGAGUCAUAUCUUGAUCAGCACUUUAAAAAAGGGCUAAUACUUCAGCAUAGAUUUGAAAACAGAUUGACUUGAAAAAGAUACUUCCUCCUAAAGUAAAGAUUGCAUUUGUUUAAUGGUGUCCUGUUUUUUUGCUGUCCCUACAAGAUGCAUGUAGAAAAUAUGAGUCAUACGAGCAUUUCCAUAUGAGUACAUGUCCUUCCCAAGUCUUGUUUAAGGUGCCACUAAGUUCUCACAAGGAGGAAGGAGGGGCUGGUAGAUGGAGCAGUAAAGCUGUCACAGCCUUCAACCAGGGGCCUUUGUGUAAUGUGACAUUUAGACCACAUGUUCUGCUAUCUACUAAGUAUGGAAAUAAAUUAUGAAUGCAUGUUUGUGA